Molecule: messenger RNA, 777 nt
Organism: Staurois parvus
Lineage: Eukaryota; Metazoa; Chordata; Amphibia; Anura; Ranidae
Source: the annotation of a GenBank genome assembly
CUCACCUGGCAGUUCCCUCUCUGUCUUUAUUCAUCUCAUUCGGCAGCAGAAUUCGUGAUGUCUUCCAGUCGUCAGAUCCGCGAGUUCCCCUCUCCAGCAGAGCUUGCGCUCUCUCUGUCACAGCUCCUGGUCCAUGAAUCCCGGGGGAAGAGUAACUUCAGCCUGGGACUGUCUGGAGGGAGUCUGGUACAGCUGCUCAGCCGGGAAUUGCCCAGAACAGCCGGACUCAAUACAGAGGGCUGGAAGGUGGCCAUGUGUGACGAGAGGCUUGUUGCCUUCACGGAUUCUGAGAGCACGUAUGGAGAGUAUCUGCGUCAGCUUGUUCCUCAUGGAAUACUUUCAGAAUCUCAGUUCAUCACCAUUGACCCGUCUCUGUCUGUGGAAGAUGCAGCAGCCGACUAUACCAAGAAGCUGCGAGAGAUCUUCCCAGGCAAUGAUCUUCCCACCUUUGACAUGCUGAUUUUAGGAUUGGGCCCAGAUGGACACACAGCAUCCCUGUUUCCAGGACACCCCUUGUUACAAGUAACAGAUCAGAUUGUGGCUCCGAUCCACGACUCUCCCAAGCCGCCUCCGCAGAGAAUUACUCUCACUCUCCCGGUUAUCAAUGCAGCUAAGACUGUGGUGUUUGUUGCCACUGGAGAGAGCAAAGCCACUGUCCUGAAAGUAAGUUGUUUGAACUCUUCUACUACUCUUUCCUUCUUAAAGUACUUACCUGGUGCAUGGCCUAGAUGCAGCUUUAUAAGUAGUAGAAAAAUAAGCUCUGUUGUUGCAUGGUGA